AUGAAGAAAAGGUAUCCCUUCAAGGAAGAUGUUAUAUGUCACCCGGGCAAGUGGACCACCAUGGAGAGAGGUAUCCAGUACCUAAAGGAAUCAGCUGUGCUGGAGGUGAUGUAUGAUGACCUGAACAAUGAUCAGUUAUCCAAAGAUCCAGAUGAAGUCAGUAAUGACCUGGAAAGACAGAGAGGAACUAAGGUGGAUGAAGUGGCUGGCCAACUCCAGCAAUACGAAAAAAGUGUCUCUUCCUCCCUAUGGGCCUGCACCUUGGCUGUGGAAAAACUGUCUGAAAAACUAUCCCAGGAGUUCCAGCAACUCAGAGAGGACCUGUAUGGACCAGUAUCUCAGCCAUUUAGAAGCAAGACCCCCCCCGGCGCCCCCCGGCUCUGCCUCUCGGCCCGCACCAUCGGCUUCGUGCGCCUCAACUGCGAGGUGCCCGCGGUCACGCUGCAGCUGAUGAACAUCCGCCGCUGCGGCCACUCCGACAGCUUCUUCUUCAUCGAGGUGGGGCGCUCGGCCGCCACCGGCCCCGGCGAGCUCUGGAUGCAGGCGGACGACUCGGUGGUGGCCCAGAACAUCCACGAGACCAUCCUGGAGGCCAUGAAGGCGCUGAAGGAGCUGUCCGAGUUCCGGCCCCGCAGCAAGAGCCAGUCCUCCUCCUCCUCCUCCGGGGGGGCCGCCGGGCCCGGCGGCGGGGGCGGGGGCGGCGAUGACUACAGGCCCAUGAGCCCCACCAGCGUGUCGGCCCCCAAGCAGAUCCUGCAGCCCCGGGCGGGGGUGGGCGGCGGGUCCCCCGGGAACGGGAGCAGCUACAAGACCAGCUCGCCCGGGGAGAGCUCCCCUGACGAGAGCGGGUACAUGCGGAUGUGGUGCGGCUCCAAGCUGUCCGUGGAGAGCUCGGACGGGAGGCUGAGUAACGGCGACUAUAUCAAUAUGUCCCCUCGGGACCCCCAGCACGGGCCCCAGGCUCCCUCCCUCACCCCCCCUGACUUCUUCUUCGCCCCUUCGGGGCACGGGUCCAGCGAGCCCCCCAAGCCCGGCUGCUAUUCGUACAGCUCCUUACCCCGCUCCUACAAGAGCCAGGGCCUGGCGAAGGACAGCGACCAGUACGUCUUCAUGAACUCCCCGGGGAGGAUGAUCCCGGAGGAGGCGGUGUGCGGAGCGGGGCAGUCCCCCGCCGGCACCUUCGCCCCUUCCAGCCACACGGUGCCUUCGCCCCUGCGGCACAGCCGGACCGAGAGCUUCCUCAGCCAGCGCUGCCAGCGGGUGGCCCGGCCCAGUCGCCUCUCUUUGGAGACCUUGCGGACGAUGCUGCCCAGCAUGAACGAGCACCCUCUGCCGCCCGAGCCCAAGAGCCCCGGCGAAUACAUCAACAUCGACUUCGGGGAUGCUGCCAUCUAUUCUCCCCCCUCGCUGCCUGCCGAUAGCCCGGCCUCCUCCCUGGGCUCGGGCACGGGGCAGAGGCGCUCCCCUCUCUCUGACUACAUGAACAUUGACUUCGGGUCACAGUCGCCCUCCCAGUCGGGCACGGUCUCGGUGGGCUCCCUGGAAGCGCUCUCGCCAGGCUCUUCCUCCAGCACCAGCCAGCCCGACGGGCGCUACCUGAAGGCGGCUGUGGGGGUGGCUUGUUCGUCCAGCCCGUCCGACGGUGGGGAUUACACCGAGAUGACCUUCGGCAUGGCCACCACCCCACCCCAACCCAUCGUGCAGAAGCCAGAAAGUGCCCGGGUCACCAGCCCCACGGCUGGGGUGAAGAGGCUCACCCUCUCUGGGGUGGAGGCGUUCAUUCUCUCCAGCCCUCCCCCAGACCCGAACCGGGGGGCCAAGGUCAUCCGGGCGGAUCCCCAGGGGCGCAGGAGGCACAGCUCGGAAACUUUCUCCUCCACCACCACUGUGACCCCCGUGUCCCCCUCCUUCGCACACAACCCCAAACGGCACAACUCGGCCUCGGUGGAGAAUGUGUCCCUCAGGAAAAGCGAAGGCCUGGAGGAGGAGCAGGGGAGCAGCCCCAUGUGCCGGGAGACCUCGGCUGGCUUCCAGAACGGCCUCAACUACAUCGCCAUCGACGUGGUGGACGGGACCCUGGCAAACUGUGACAAAGCCAGGUCGAAAGCCAGGCAUGUCCUGAACGGGGGCAUCAACGGAGUGGAGAUGAGCGCCUACGCCAGCAUAGACUUUCUAUCUCACAACCUGAAAGAAGCGAGUGCUGUGAAAGGUGAGUAG
This is a messenger RNA of Nipponia nippon (crested ibis), 2217 nucleotides long. Lineage: Eukaryota; Metazoa; Chordata; Aves; Pelecaniformes; Threskiornithidae. The record is from RefSeq and is a predicted model, not a curated record.